AUGGCGACGGGUCGUCGGGUUGUGCUAACUACGGAAAGCAGUGCUCCCUCUCAGAACGAUCCGGGCAGAGAAUUAUUCGAAGCCUGUAGGAAUGGAGAUUUAGGGAAAGUCAGAAAAUUAAUCACACCACAAAACGUAAAUGCUAAGGAUACUGCUGGACGGAAAUCUACACCACUUCACUUUGCCGCAGGGUUUGGACGAAAAGACGUUGUUGAACAUUUACUGGAAUGCGGUGCCAAUGUACAUGCCAGAGACGAUGGGGGGCUGAUCCCGCUACACAACGCGUGCUCAUUUGGACAUGCAGAAGUCGUCACAUUGCUUCUUCGUCAUGGAGGUGAACCAAAUGCAAGAGACAACUGGAACUACACCCCUCUUCAUGAGGCUGCCAUUAAAGGAAAAAUUGAUGUUUGUAUAGUCUUAUUACAGAAUGGAGGGGAUCCAAGUAUACGUAACACAGAUGGCAAAACAGCUUUGGAUCUUGCAGACCCAACAGCCAAAGCUGUUCUUACAGGUGAAUAUAAGAAGGAUGAACUGUUAGAAGCAGCUCGUAGUGGCAAUGAGGAACAGCUGAUGACUCUUCUUACAACACUCAAUGUCAACUGUCAUGCCAGUGAUGGCAGAAAGUCCACGCCGUUGCAUUUGGCAGCUGGCUACAACAGGACAAGAAUAGUGCAGCUGCUGCUGCAGCAUGGUGCAGAUGUGCACGCCAAAGAUAAGGGUGGUCUGGUGCCCCUUCAUAAUGCCUGUUCUUAUGGCCACUUUGAAGUUACAGAGAUGCUGUUGAAAGCAGGAGCCAGUGUGAAUGCUGUUGACCUGUGGCAGUUUACUCCCUUGCACGAAGCUGCCUCCAAAUCCCGAGUGGAGGUCUGUUCCCUUCUGCUGGCCCAUGGGGCAGAUCCCACACUAGUCAACUGCCACAACAAGAGUGUUAUGGAUGUUGUGCCCAGUAGGGAGCUCCAGGAAAGAAUUCAGUGUGAAUAUAAAGGUCAUGCAUUAUUGGAGGGGGCUCGGCAAGCAGAUGUGACGAGAGUGAAGAAGUACCUUUCCCUUGACAUCAUCAACUUUAAACACCCCUACUCUGGCGAUUCAGCUUUGCAUUGUGCUGCAGCUUCCCCAUUUCCCAAAAGAAAACCAGUAGUUGAGCUUUUGAUACGGAAAGGAGCAAAUCUCAAUGAUAAGAACAAAGACUAUUUAGCACCCCUUCACAUCGCUGCAGACAAAGCCCACUAUGAUGUUAUGGAUGUUCUUCUCAAACAUGGAGCAAAGGUGAAUGUUCUCGAUGGCUUAGGUCAAACAGCGUUGCACCGUGUCGGACAGCAAGGCAACAUGCAGGCCUGUCGACUUCUGAUGUCGUACGCUGUAGACUCGAGUAUUGUUUCAGUUCAAGGUUACACAGCUGCUCAGUUAGCAACAGAGAACAUUCAGAAACUGUUGAGAGAAGAUCCCCCAGUGGGAGGAACAGAUGUUGAUAUUCAACUUUUGGAAGCUGCCAAAGCUGGCGAUUUAGAACUUGUUAAGAAACUGGUUGCUACAAACCUGCAUGCUGUGAACUGCCGUGAUGUUGACGGACGUCAUUCCACUCCUCUGCAUUUCGCUGCCGGUUAUAACCGUGUUUCGGUGGUGGAGUAUUUGCUGGAGCAUGGUGCAGAUGUACAUGCCAAAGAUAAGGGGGGUCUGGUGCCAUUACACAAUGCCUGUUCAUAUGGUCAUUAUGAAGUGACAGAGCUCUUAAUCAAGCAUGGUGCCUGUGUGAAUGUGGCCGAUCUUUGGAAGUUCACUCCUCUCCAUGAAGCAGCUUCCAAAGGAAAAUUUGAAAUAUGUAAAAUAUUACUCAAGCAUGGUGCUGACCCAAACAAAAAGAACCGUGACGGACACACACCAUUGGAUCUAGUCAAGGAGGGAGACCAAGAUGUUGCAGAUCUUUUGAGGGGUGACGCUGCAUUACUAGAGGCAGCAAAGAAAGGCAACUUGGCCAGGGUACAAAAACUGGCGACAGAUGAGAAUAUAAAUUGUCGAGAUACUCAGGGUCGAAACUCUACACCACUGCAUCUUGCAG
This is a messenger RNA of Candidula unifasciata, 2056 nucleotides long. NCBI's taxonomy places the organism in Eukaryota, Metazoa, Mollusca, Gastropoda, Stylommatophora, Geomitridae. The record is from the annotation of a GenBank genome assembly.